ACCGUUAUAAAUAGUUAAACAAAGAUUCUUUGAAGACAGUUCGGUCAAUUGAAUUCAAACAAACACAACAAUGGCUGCCACAUUCAUUUCUCGAAUCUCCCUUCUUCAACCAAACCCAUCUCUCUCUCUUUCACCUCAUCAAUCUCCUCAACUUUCCUCAAAUUUAAGGUUUGAGGCCAAAAGGGCAAAAGGGGUUGUGCUAAAAGCUUCUUCUGGUGCAUUGAAUGUGAAUUCAAAGCAAGGUGUUUCAGUUGAAAAAUCCAAAUCCAAUGAUCCAAUUGUUGUUAUUGAUAACUAUGAUAGCUUUACCUAUAAUCUCUGUCAGUAUAUCGGGGAGUUAGGAGUUCACUUUGAGGUCUACCGAAAUGACGAGCUAACGGUGGAGGAGUUGAAAAGAAAAAAUCCGAGAGGAGUGCUGAUAUCACCUGGGCCAGGAACACCUCAAGAUUCAGGCAUAUCUUUGCAAACAGUUUUCGAACUUGGACCAACUAUACCUGUGUUUGGUGUAUGCAUGGGAUUGCAGUGCAUGGGAGAGGCUUUCGGCGGGAAAAUUAUUCGUGCUCCUUCUGGUGUGAUGCAUGGGAAAAGUUCUCUGGUUUAUUAUGACGAGAAAGGAGAAGAUGGAUUACUUGCUGGACUACCAAAUCCUUUCUUGGCUGGACGAUAUCACAGCCUUGUGAUUGAAAAGGAGAGCUUUCCUGAUGAUGAACUUGAGGUAACGGCAUGGACUGAAGAUGGUCUCAUAAUGGCUGCUCGUCACAAGAAAUAUCGGCAUAUGCAGGGUGUUCAGUUUCAUCCAGAGAGCAUUAUAACCCCUGACGGAAAGACGAUUGUCCACAACUUUGUGAAGCUUAUAGAGAAAAAGGAAGCUGCUCGUUCUUGAAACAAUACUUCAUCAAUGCUGAAUUACUGUUCGAAGUUCGGUAAACCAAAUAGAAUUAAUAAAAAGAAGAAUAAUAGGCAACUUAUUUGUCAACUAGUUUACAAUUCUGAAUCAAAUCAUGGCAGGGAAAAGAAACUUGGCUGUUACAUAUAUUUUCCCUUAAAACUAAAGGAAUUGUUGAGAUGAAACAAGUGUAUCUUUCCUCUCAUGCAUGUGAUAAUCUUUCAGCAGUUCCCAGUUGUCUUUUGAUCUAUUCUAUACAUAUUUUACUUCCAUUCAA
Messenger RNA from Medicago truncatula (barrel medic), 1163 nucleotides. Its product is annotated as anthranilate synthase beta subunit 1, chloroplastic. The transcript has 8 exons. Bases 71 to 883 code for a protein of 270 amino acids. Gene Ontology annotation, cellular component: cytosol. NCBI's taxonomy places the organism in Eukaryota, Viridiplantae, Streptophyta, Magnoliopsida, Fabales, Fabaceae. Gene Ontology annotation, molecular function: anthranilate synthase activity. The record is from RefSeq and is a predicted model, not a curated record. Gene Ontology annotation, biological process: L-tryptophan biosynthetic process.